AUGGAUGGAUGCCGCUCAGGAACGAUUGAAUUGCGAGGGACAGAGAAAGAGGAGCAUUUCCCAGUGGGGAGGUUCUCAUCACUGACAGAUUGUCUUAUAACCAUCAGCUCAACGAACACCGAAGCUACUGGAAUCACAGUCACGCAAAUCGAAAACGAGCUAUCCAGUUCCACGACUGGCCAAUGCACGGAAAACUACUUCCAACUGGCCAACACCGAACAAGAUAUACCAAAUGCGGAGAAAUAUUGCAAAGAGAACCAAAUGAGUACACCAAUGCAAUUAUCUCAGGGCUCCAAAUUGAAAAUUAGAACACCUGAUACAAAUCGUGACCCCAAAUUGAAACUCAAAUUCAUGGUCAUCGGUUAG
Messenger RNA from Echinostoma caproni, 366 nucleotides. Lineage: Eukaryota; Metazoa; Platyhelminthes; Trematoda; Plagiorchiida; Echinostomatidae. The record is from the annotation of a GenBank genome assembly.